UGUGUAUUCAGUGGCGCAGCUGUCAUGGCGGACGACUCGAAGCAGACAAGUGCCUUACUGAAAAGGCACGAUCAAUUGAAGCGCUGGGACGAAUCAGAUACAAACAAGGCUGCAGACACACCGAGAGACAAACCUAGAAAAGUUAAAUUUCAAGAUGGAUGUAUAUUUUUAGCUGCAUGUUCAAGUGGAGACACCGAUGAAGUCGCAAGACUACUUAGAAGAGGGGCCGACAUCAACACUGCUAAUGUGGACGGGUUAACAGCCCUACAUCAGGCCUGUAUUGAUGACAAUCAAUCUAUGGUGGAGUUUCUGGUGGAAAAUGGAGCUGACGUGGAUGUAUGCGACAAUGAAGGGUGGACUCCACUCCAUGCCACUGCAUCGUGUGGAUUUACAGAAAUUGCCAGAUAUCUACUGGAACAAAAGGCCAAUGUAGCGGCAGUGAACAAUGAUGGAGAUCUUGCCAUUGACAUCUGUGAAGACAAAGAGAUGAGGAAGAUUCUGCAGGAAGAAAUGGACAAUCAGGGAGUGGAUGCGGAUGCAGCUCGUGCAGAGGAAGAGAACCAGAUGUUGCAAGAUGCCAAUAAAUGGCUGAACAACAAAUCUGUGAAGGAAAAGAAGCACCACAAGACGGGAGCCACCGCUCUCCACGUGGCAGCCGCCAAAGGUUACAUGAAGGUCAUCAGCAUUCUGCUGAAGGCUGGGGCUGAUGUGAACUCCCAAGAUUACGAUGGGUGGACCCCUCUCCAUGCUGCAGCUCACUGGGGCCAGGAGGAGUCGUGUAAAAUUCUGAUGGAACACAUGUGUGACAUGCAGACAAAAAACAAUGCUGGACAGACUCCUUACGAUGUGGCCGAUUCAGAUAUACUCAAACUGUUGGAGGAACUGGAGAGGAAGCAGGCUUCUCUGAAAGACAAGAAGGACUCGCAGAAUGACAUCAUUCCCACCAGGGGGCUUCACCAGAAGAGAAGGGGCCUCAGUCACACCUCAAUCAAUUGUACUUCAGACCUAGACAGGAGCUCUGUGACUCGAAUGAGCGUGGAUCAAAAACACAAUGUGAAUGUAAAAACCGUGGAACAGGAGCGUGCAGCACUAGAGGCAGCUCUUCAGUCUCCGACAGAGGAGGAAGAAAAGGUCUUCAAGAGCAGCUCCAGUUCUGCUAGUGAAGAAGAAAGCUCUGAGGAAUCGGAGACGGGUUCAAAGACGGGAAUAAGUUCAAAACCGGAAACAAGUUCAAAGUCAGACAUUGGUUCAAAAUCAGACAUUGGUUCAAAGUCAGAGAAUGGUUCAAAGUCAGACAUUGGUUCAAAGUCAGACAUUGGUUCAAAGUCGGAGAUUGGUUCAAAGUCAGAGACAGAAAAGCAAAAUGAACUCAAUAGGUUGUCAUCCAAUCAAGUGCCACGAGAGAGAGACAAACCUCCCAUCACCACCGUGGUGGAGACUAAAGACGCUCCGAAAAUUGAUGAGAAAAGGGAGACCACUCAUGUAUCCAUCAAGGACAAAAUCAACGAGGAUGCCAUGAAAGACAGCAAAGAGGACACGCCCACCAUCGAGAACAUCGGCGACUCCUUAAAGGACACACGUUCCAAGCUUAGAUUGAGAUUGAAGGAGAUAGCAAAAGAAACUGAGGAGAAGGAGAUAUCCGACAGCAAGCCGGAAAAGUCCGAUUCAACGGAGAAAAAAGAGGGGUCACGAACGGGGGUGAGUGGGCAAAUCAGUCUCACUCGCUCGCUGAGCAUGCCUGCUCAGUACCGCUCCGAGGUACCUGUUAUCUCCCUUCAGAAGCCAGGAGAAGAUAACUCCUCCACGGUACCUCUCCGUGAGACCCCGUCGUGGCGGGCCAAUUUGCGUAAAACAGGAAGUACAAGUAUGGUGAAUGAUACGAUGAACGAAAAUGACAAGAAUAACCUCCCGCGAUCUGCUUCUAGUCCCCGACUUGCCCCCAACACUAACAAUAGAAUUGAGAGUGAGAAGUCUAACCAAAGCCGACCAUUCCUGAGUACCAGUACCAUAUCAGAGAGUCGGGAGAACAAAGUCCCAGACAAGUAUGGCUCUUCCUCUGUCAGUACCACUUCCUCCACUUCCACGACAUCAACGUCACUGAGGGGAUUGAACACGUACCGAAGUCUAUCUUCAUACAAACGCUUAGAAGACCUGAAGGAGGAUUAUAGAUCAUCGCUGCCAGCUCGUGUUACCCAUCAACCUGCCACCACUGCCUCGUCGGCGCUUACACCCAGUGCCACCGUAACAACUGUUGCCUUGACAACAGGAACCACCACAUCAAUAUCAUCUUCGACAAUUACCUCCCCUUACUCUAAUUAUCAGUUUAAGAGGCCUUAUGGAAUACCAAAACGCGACGAGGAGGCUGAAACUCAGAGGAAAGCUCGGGCCAAGCGAGCACGUGAGACUCGGCGGUCAACACAGGGAGUUACCAGGGAAGAUAUUCAGAAAGCAGAGGAGGUGCUGAGUGGUACCUCGCGUACGGACGCCUCGCGUCUGGAGAGUGAGAAAAGACUAGCUGUGCCCGACAGCACAGAUAAACAUGUGAAUAAGGAGAGUGAUGGUGUGACCACUAGUGCUUCAUCUCUCAGUGAGAGGAUUACCUCCGACAACGACUCCUCCGUAGCAUUGCGACGGAAUCGAGAGGAUGAACCACGAAGCAACAGCUUUCGGAGGUCUCGAGAUUCAAAAGAUGUCACAGACUCCUAUUCUUUGUAUAUACAGAGGAUAAUGUGCUAUAUCUUGUAUACACGGAGAGACAGAAGUGAGAGGAAUGCUGUAUCAUUAGCCGACCCAUCGUCCUCGAGUCUAGGAACUAGUACGGGAUUAUCCAGGUCACAGUCUCUACGGAACCGUAUACGUAAUGGGGAGCUAGAGAGUCGAACCGAGGAGAAAUCCAAUGACUCCGAUGGAAAAGGUGGAGAUCGGGACAGUCGCCGGGAGUCAUCUGCUCUUGCUAGACGGAGGCGGAGAAAUGAACGUCGGUCGACUGGAAUCGUAUCCUAUGACAACAAAGAUGAAGAAGAAGACAAAGAAAAGGAAGAAGAGGCGAAGGAAUCUGUCGAGGACAAGAGUUCUGGUCGGUACGGACGAUACCCGUCAACGUCGGACGUUUCAGACCGUUACAGACCCAGUCCAUAUAUAGAAACCUCCAAGUCCACAACAGCAAUAGACAGCUCUCUAGAUUAUAAAAGAUUAUAUGAAGAUGAAAAAUCUAAUAGUGAACGAUUAAAGCGUGAACUAGCUGACACAAAAAAAGAACUCUUGGAGGCUAAAGGAGAACUAGACAGGCUGGUCAAGCGAAGCGAGCAGGCACGGGUAUCUGACACUAACGAAAAAAGGGAAAAAAGGGCUUUAGAAAGAAAGUUAUCAGAAUUAGAAGAAGAAUUAAAGAAAAUGGAAAUCUUAAAAGAGGACAACAAACGACUAAAAGAAGAAAAUGGUGCAUUGAUCCGGGUCAUAAGCAAGUUGUCCAAAUAAGGACCAGUUUAUGGAACCAGUCAACUAUGUCUAGGCAAUUCUCAGUGCAAUGUAUCGGACAGAUUUUGUUUUAAUUAUGUAUGUAAUUGUUAUAUGUCUUCCAUAGAAUCAGUUCAGGUUUUAGAAUAUUGUGGAUGGAAGAAAACCAGGUGUAAGAAGCUUAUUCUAGCUGGGUUUUUUUUUUGUUUUUGUUUUUUUUUAUAUUUACUUAAAAUACAACUUUUUUGUAUUAUUUAGAAUUUUUCAAAAGGCCUCCUAAUAACUGUUCGAAUUUAUGAAUGAUACCAUUUUUUGUAAAAUUAUUAUUUUAAUAUGGCAGUGUUCAGAAAAAGAGAAGAUUACUCUUAAAGGGAAAGUCAGGUCAUCUAAGCAUACACAAUAUGUUUUGAUGUUCAUUGUGUAAAUCUGCUGUUCAGUGUGCUUAUAUAACCUCACCUCGGCCAGUUGAUCUCGAAGCUUUAGGUGAUCAAAACCUUAGAAAGAAGUCUUUCACCGAUCAGAGAUGUUUAUUAUCACAGUCAAUGUGUUGUGUCUGGAAAAAAAAUAGUGCAUACAAAGUUCCGGCUGUGGAGUGAUCCACAGAUGUAAUAUAUUUGUUUCUUAUCCAGACUUUUCUGUUUUCAUUGUGGAGUAGGGGGGAAGGAGGUGGAUUUAUUUUAGUUAGAUAGUGCGUGCCCAGAAGUGUGGAGAAUAUAUUAGUCUCUCUGUUCAUUGUGAACUUUAACAAAUGAGUUAAAUGUGCUCUAUCCUAAUCUACAAGUUUUUGCAUAGAAUUUGUAAACUUUUGAAACCAUGGACAAAAAACAAUGCAACCAAUAUCUACACACUGCUUCCUGUUUGUUUUGUUACGAGAGCACUGGUAACAGUGUUCAAUAAAUUUUUUUCAUUAUUACAAUUUCUCCCUCCCUCCUUUUUUUCCAUUUUGGUUGUUUUUUCUUUGUUUUGCUUUGCUAUAUUUUUUUUUUUUUUUUUUGGUUGAAUUUUCGUCAGAGUUAAUAGAUGGGUGAUGGAGACUUGUGAUUCAGGAACCUCACCGAGUUGUACAUUUUCAGUUUUGUCGCAGUCCCCUCCCCCUUAACAUUGCAUUUAUUUUAUGAACAAUAAGCACAGUUCUCUAAAGUCUUGUAUUUUUGUUGACUAAGCUAUGUGUAAAGAUUAGUUUUAUGUCCAGUAAAUUCCUGAAUUUUGCAAAAUUCUCUUUCACACUUUUAAUGCUUUCUCCUUCAUCUUUAAACCCCAAUGACAUUUUAAGUGGCUUUGCCAAAUUUAUUUGAAGGCUAAUCUUUAGUUUGAAUUCUGAGAACCAGUGAUAUGAUUAGAGAUGUGUAUUGGACAGGUUCUGGAGUAAAGGCUGGUGAUGUUGAGGGCGUGUCCCUCUGGAAUUAAAUAGUCUGGUUAUUUGUCCAUCCAAGUUCAUUUUCUUUCCUGACUAAUACAGAUAUUCUUAUAUUUUAUUACCAAAGUUUCAAACAAAUAUUCACAUUUUUAUACUGAAGAAUACAUAUACAUGUAAUGUACGCAUUUCAUGGAAGAUUUUAUCAAUGAGAUGGCGUUUCUUAUUUUCAUUUCUGAACAGCUGACCGUCGGGAUUCUUAUAAUGUAACAGUAGAAAUUGAGAUGUACUACUGUAAAAACAGCUUUUGUGCUGAUUCUGGGCGUACUUGAUGAAGUACCCCGUAGUACCGCAAGUACCGAUUCUGAUGCUAGCGCUAUACUGUGUGUAUUGACUAACACCUAGCCCACUAGACAGAUGAAAUAACUAUAUAUAUAUAUAUAUGUAUGUAUACAUUGGCUGACUAGUACUAAUUUAUUCUGUGUAUCAGCAUUUAUUUCACGUGAUGAGGGACCUGUAGAGGACAGACAAGCGACAUGUUUUGUAUGUGACGGCCUCAGAUCCUUGUAUCAUGUAGAUAGAAUUCGUCAUAUGGUGCUAUAUAUACCACUGGUUUCCAUAGCGAUUUUUAUUAUUAUUAUGUAAAUUGUUUGGGUUUUUUUGUUUGUUUGUCUUUUUGCUUGUUUUUGUUGACAUGGUAUAAAGCUAAUCUGUCAAAUCUGGUCAUGUCACCUUUAAUCAUUCAAAAGUAAUCAUGGAGGGAUAGUGUUGUGAUUCACUCGGAAUCCAUCAAGACAGCAGAGGUUCCUGGGUCCAUCGAGACAGCAGAGGUUAUCGGGACAGGAGAAGUUUCCCGGGUCCAUUGGGAGAGCAGAAGAUCCCGGACUAAUCAGACACAGGUAAACAUGAAGCGGACUUUAGGAGCCAUCCUACCUGUGUUUAUUGUAUGUCAGAACAGCAAACCGUGAAAUUCACAGAAUGAGGACGUAAAGCAGUGUAUGAAUAUCAGUUAAAUUCACGGAACUAGGACGUAAAGCGGUGGAUUGAACAGUGUAUGGAUAUCAGUUAAAUUCACGGAACGAGGACGUAAAGCGGUGGAUUGAACAGUGUAUGAAUAUCGGUUAAAUUCUGUUUCAUGUUUCUCAGGACGAGUCACUAGUCAAUUUACGGUACUUGGAGCAUUUGGUCUGAAAUUCAGACCGAGGCCACUGGUUUGUGUAUAGUCCUUUACAUGUACAUAAUGAUCAUCACAAACAAUUCUUAUGGACUAAAACUUUGAUGGAAACUUAAAGUACCAAUAUGAAUGGGUUUUUUAUUACAGAUAUAAGGAAAGUGUCUUUCUCUGUUGGGUAUCUUUUCAAUCUACAGCAGCUGUAGAGGUAUGAAUUUUCUAACAUAAAGCUGCCACAUUGAACCUACAUAACAUGUGUUGUCUUUGUUUACCAGUCAUUGGCUCUGCCACCUCUUAUCAUCUACUGUAUUGUGGAACCAGUUCAUGAGAUUAUUGUUUUGAAUAUAUAUAUAUUAUAUAGUGCAUUGUGUAAAUCUGUUAUAUAGUUUGUUUUCUGUUGUAUUUAUAGAAAUUAUUGGAGUAGAAGAAUUCCAAAACCUCUUCUAAUUGCACACACACAGAUAAAUAUAUAUUAGAUCCUAAGUAGAAGUAAAUAUCCACACAAGUAAUAGGAUGAUUAAGAAAAAUCAGAAUGCUGAAAAUCACUGAAUCACUUUCAUUUUCCAUCUACAGAUGCCUGAGAUAAAUGAACCACCGUUUGAGUUAUUUUUGGUGUUCUGGGGUUUCGUUAUUUUCUAUAUAUAGCUUUACUUCCUCGUUCCCUUACUUUUGGCACAUUUCUCCAAGAAGAAUCAGGAGGUGGCAGAUCACGUGAUCAACCUACCCAAGAUUCCUCUUGUUAAAUGGCUGCUUUUCACGGUGACAUGUUGGACCCUGAAUUAGUAGGGGAGUAAUGAAGUUGCAGUUUAGUAUCUUUGAACGGUUUUAGCGAUUUUCCUAAAGGGGAGGUCAUGCAGAAGUGAUUUAUUGAUUGCGACUUUACACAGUUUUGGCAAUAUUUCAGCCAUUUUACAGCGGCAUUAAUUUUGUUAUUUUAUUUUCUGUGUAUAAGAUACUUCCAUGUAGUGUAUUUUGAGGUAGAAUUUACAGCAUAAUCAGUUUUACUGUGUCAGACAAUGGGAAAACUUCAGUGUCAGGAAAUGAUGACAAUUUUUCCUCAUUUUCCUACAUUUUGCGUAUUUUAAAGUUGGAUGUCUUAAGCUGUUAUUUCAAACUUCCAAAGUAAAAUACUCUACAGGUGACAUGUUGGACCUGAAAUUUGUAGGAAGAUGAAAAUUGCAUUAUUUAUAGAGAUGUUGAUUUGAUUAACUUGUGAUUUAACAGUUCAAAUUUUAUAGAAACUGGAGAGAGAGAUCUGUGGGUUUUGGUUUUUUGGUUUUUUUUUUUAUGGGAAUGAGUUAAUAGGCAAUACAUUGAAAACCUGAUUUAACACACAGCAUUUUAGAGGCAAUAUUCUAGAGGACUUUUGUAAAUUUACUUGUCUGAGCCCAAGGUAGAAAAUCUCAAGGGAAGUCCGGGGGCAUGCUUCCCACCACAUUAAAAAACAUGAUGCUUUCGGAGUGCAUUUCUGUCAUUUUUAACACUUUCUUUAAUGCCUACAAUACAUUCAUCUUUAACUUCAGUAGUCCACCAGCCAUAAGAGUUUACAAGUAGUCAUUACAAGGCUCAGACUACCGGACUGUUCGAGUAGCAUUAGUAUUGAAAUUAUAUCAAUCCAUGUCGAACAACAUUUUGAUGAAAAACAGUUCAUUGAGAAUGCCCGGGAUGCAUUGAUUACUUCUUGUUGAUGAUCAACAAUUUGUUGAAAAAGCACGGGAUGUAUUUAAUGCUUCUGGGAAUGGCUCAUUAUGUUCUGUCGGAGUAGAGUAGCAGAACUAAACGUCUUGUCUUUGUUGUGACAUUUCACGGAAUUCAAGGUCAUACUACCCAAGUCCUGACAGACAGACAGACAGACACACGUAGUCACAUGUAUACAUGACAUGUAAAUAGUGAUCAGAAAUAAUAGAUCAGGACAGGUUUUAUUGUUUGGGACUUCAGUAAUAAAAUGCCUGUUGCUGUAUAUAUAGUGUUUAUUUUUCCUGUCGGGGGGCUUAUUGUGUGUAAAAUGAUGUACAUUUUCUACGUAAUGUGGCCAUGUCGAGCGGAUUCUUGCCUUCGUUUUUAGUGAAUGACAUAUCAAUUUAAGACGUAGUAUAUUGUGUUUUUAAAUCAUUUUUGAACACAUGGACAAGUGUAGUCAUAUCAGAAAUGAUUUUUGUCAGUUGGUGAAUGGGUUGUCGUUAUGGAAAUGACCCCUGACCUUAAUCAGGAGAUAUGGAAUAUGCCUGUUGUUUGGGUGACAUGUCGGACCCAGACUGUGUUCAUAAAUGAAGUGAAUUGUUUACUGUUUUUGGAGGAUCUGAUGCGUUGUAUGUUUAUGUGUUUAAAAAGUGAAGUUCUCAGAUGUUUUAUUGAUUAAUUACUUGUCUUUCAUUAAAGAUUGUAGCUAGAUUUUUUUGUUAUAGUAAUGCUCAUGAAGAUAAAAGGAGUUGCUUUGGAAACUAUUUUUGUGCUAGUAAUUUUGAUACAAGGAUGAGAGGAAUACAUGUACAAAGAAACAUGUGGAGUCUGUUGCUAUGGCGACCCGUCACGUGACUGAUGGUUGAUAUUGUGUACGGUUUUCUGAUAUUUGUCAGUAUGUUGUGAGAUAUAAACUUUAUAUAUUGUAUGAACCUGACUGAACGAUUAGAUAUCAUAGCUGUAAAACUACUUAAUAAAUGAUUUAAAGCU
Messenger RNA from Ostrea edulis (European flat oyster), 8651 nucleotides. Its product is annotated as protein phosphatase 1 regulatory subunit 12A-like. Gene Ontology annotation, molecular function: phosphatase regulator activity; enzyme inhibitor activity; protein kinase binding. Gene Ontology annotation, cellular component: cytoplasm. The coding region runs from base 25 to 3477 and encodes 1150 amino acids. Lineage: Eukaryota; Metazoa; Mollusca; Bivalvia; Ostreida; Ostreidae. The transcript has 27 exons. Gene Ontology annotation, biological process: signal transduction. The record is from RefSeq and is a predicted model, not a curated record.